AUGGCGCUCCCUUCACCAUUGCGGCAAAGGAAGCUGACUUGGAUUGUUGAAAUAGGCGAAAUUCCUCCAUAUCGGACGGGACCGUACGAAGUGCAUUUAAAUCAUAGCAAAAAUGAAAGAGAAGACGUACAAAAGAAAACGUUCGCGAAAUGGAUCAACUCGCAGCUAGCUAAGCACGGUAAACCCUUGGUUGAAGACUUAUUCCAAGAUCUGCGCGAUGGCGAGGUGUUGCUGUCCCUAUUGGAAAUACUCACCGAUCAACAUUUAAAACGAGAGCGCGGGCGCAUGCGUGUCCACCAGCUCAACAAUGUAAACUGCGCGUUGCGGGCUCUCGCCUCGGCAGGAGUUCGUCUCGUGAAUAUCAGCAGUGGCGACAUCGUGGACGGCAAUCCGAAGCUGGUGCUCGGCCUGGUCUGGAGUAUCAUCCUGCACUGGCAAGUGCAUUAUCACCUCAAGGAGCUGAUGUCGGAGUUGCAGCAGACAAACUUGGAGAAGACGCUGCUCGCCUGGUGCAGAACACACACACAAAACUAUUCGGACGUCAACGUAUCGAAUUUCACGACUAGCUGGUCGGACGGACUCGCAUUUAAUGCUCUCUUGCAUAGGUUCCGGCCACAUCUGUUCGAUUUCUCUGAGCUACGUUUGCGUCCAGCGGCAGAACGCUUGGAACAUGCGUUUGCGCUGGCGCAAAAACAUCUCUUCAUAGAUCGCCUACUGGAUCCGGAAGAUGUAAAUACCCCAAACCCAGACAAGAAGUCUAUAAUGAUGUAUGUGAUGUGCCUGUUCCAAUCUCUUCCGCAUUGCACUGACGAUGUGGCGCAACUGGAUGCUGCGAACGGUGACUCCUUACAGACUGACAACGCUGAGGGUGGAUCAGAAAGCGUAGCGCCUUCACGGCCUUUAUCAUGUGCGACCACUUGUUCAGUGGAGCUUGGUGCUUAUGGUGGUGCGUUAGAGGAGGCUCUAACGGCGUUACUUGACGGCGAGGAGAGGCUCGCUGCGCAUACGCUUCCAGAUCCGUCUCAGUGUCCACAUCCUGGUCAGCAUCUCGCUAACCUUAAGGAGCAUUUCCAUACACACGAGAAAUUCCUCUUGGAGUUGUCGGAACAGCAAUGUCGCGUGGGCGCCGUACUUGAGGAAGGUGCUAGGCUGAUUCGAGACGCGGCCCUGUCCAAGGAUGAAUCAAACGAGGUGCGCCUACAAAUGCGGUUGCUGAACGAGCGGUGGGAGCAGCUGCGAGUGUCAGCCAUGGAGAGGCAGAGUGCGAUACACGCCGAACUCAUGCGCGCGCAACACGAGUAUCUUAACACUUUCCGGCAAUGGUUGACCGCCACAGAAGACCGCAUGUCGCAUAUGGAAGCAGAGGGUGGUGAAGACGCGGAAAGCGCGUUGACCGCUGCACGACAGUUGCACGCGGAUCUACGCACGCAGCAACCGCUCGUAGACGCGCUCGCGGACUGUGUGGUUGUUGUCGACGACGAUCACGAACACGACAAGGUAACGGAAAUAGAGGAUCAGCUGCGAGCACUAGGCGAGAGGUGGUCUCACGCUUGUCAAUGGACUCUCGACAGAUUGCAACGAGCUCAAGAUGCGUACGCGUUGCACACGACUAGCGCAGAUCUGUACCGAGCUGCAGAUACGCUUGAGCAGGAUCUUAAACAGAUGGAAGCUAAUCCGGCGAGCGAGAUCGGUGAGGUGAUAUCUCGUAUCGGUUCAUUGCAACGAUGCAAACAGGCUCUUAAGGAAACCCGCGCAGCGCUCGUGCAGCACCUGCAACAAGUACAGUUGGCAGGUGUAGAAGGACAGCUAUCGGAACGCGGUGAAGAAUUACACGACAGGCUAGAUGCGCUAGAGAUGAUCUUGCAAGUGCAAUUACAUCGAAUCAGGGACCUCGGCUUCGAACUGGACUUGACGGACGAACCUCCCGUUUCCAAUGCGACAAGCACUUCAGUAACCGUGUUCAGUCAUGAACAGAAAAAGCCAAGGUUAGAACGCGCAGGUGACUUCCAAGCGGGAUAUCGCGCUUUCGAAAGCUGGGCUGAUAAUGCUGAGAAAGCACUGAAACAGUGUAAGGAGAAACUGGAGAGUGAAUGUGCAGCGCGUGACCGCGAACAGAUUCUAAGUGUCGUGCAACGAGUACAGAAGGAGAGCGAAGAACAACGUACCGACUUCGCCAAUGUUGAGGAAAUUCAGAUCCGCCUCGCUGCCGACACUAGCCUUAGAGAAGAAGCACAAAGACACUCUGAAAGCAUCGAGGCACUAAAACGUCGAUGGGAAGAAAUCCAACGCGGUCUCACCGAUAUCCGAAACGCAAUUAACCUGCUAGAAGACAAAGAUUCUUUCUACCGGAACUUACGUCUUUUGCAAACUGAUCUGCAAGACGUGUCCACUUGGCGUGAUCGGACCCAGUCGGAUAAGCCUAGUAACAAUCACCUCAUACAUCUACGGAACAAAAUGCGUCUAAUGCGGCAGCUGCAAAUCAAACUGAAGGAACUCAACGCACAAUCGAUCAUUCUACUUACGAAACCGAUUCCGAAAUGUCACAAGGACUACGUCGAAACGGACACUAAACGAAUCAACGAAGAAUUCGAGGAGCUUUACACGUAUCUGAGCAAACGUGAAGUGGAAGUUAAGCUGGCCAUCAACAAGAAGCCCCUCGAAACAAACGAAGACGAACACAACAUGGUGCAGAGGAGGAUACAGGAUAUGGAAGGCCAGAUUAUAGCUGAACAUGCGAUUAUAUCCUCGAAGGAGGAAAUGGAGAAGAGAUUGGUGGAGUUAAAGCGGCUGCAGAUAAACUUCGAAGAGAUCCAAUCGUCUUAUGAUAAAGUUGUGCGGGAAAAGAAGCAAUACGAGAGAGGGAGUGUCGAAGAGCUAAAUCUGAGGAGCAGCCUUGAAAACCUAGUAACCAGGUUUACAGACUCAAAGACGAUAUUAGAGCAGAAAAUACAAAAAUUACAGAGAGGUAUAGAACUGCUAGACACAUUAGAAAAAGAGUCAAAUGAAGUUAAGGUCUGGGUCCAGCAGGUGCAACAGUUUGUGGACAAAUACACUACUGUGCCUCUCGGUGACGUCACGGCGCUUGAAAAGAUACUAAUUGACAGCAACAAUCUCGAUGAAGACAAACCGAAAUAUAGAUCAAAGUUAGACAACAUUGAGUCAAUAAAGAACACCAUACUGGAAGACUGCGAUGAGAUGCUGUCAAAAUCACUAAAAACAGAUACAAAAGAGCUACUAAAGAGAUUCAACGAAGUAACUACAUCCUCGUUUAAAUUAAAUGAGUCUUUACGAAGGGGCCUGGAGAAGACUGAGGGAAUCUUUAGAAACAUUGAUAAUGUGGAACAGUGGUUACAAGACAUAGAGAAUGAGAUACCGAAAGAAGACGAGUGCACGAUCAGAGAUUCUGGUGAGCUCUACCAGAUGAAAACCAGAUUUCAGACGCUCAAAGACAAGUGUGACGACAAGACUGAAGAGUUUCGGGGGUUGAACGAGGCUGGCAAUGAUAUCCUGCUGGUGGCCGAAGGUGGCGCAAGCGGUCUGGCUCGGCGUCUCACUCAUCUCAAUGCGGUUUGGACGCGGGUCACUCACGCCAUUUACGAGAGAUACAAGGUACUCGCGGAAGCCUGGCACGAAUCUGGUGAACUUCGUGCUUGGCUGGCACAACAAGCGGCGUGGCUGGAUGGCCUUCAACGUCGUCUACGCACGUCGCCCGCACGCGCUGACGCCGAGGAGAUAUCCGAUGAACUCUAUGACCUUGAAAACUAUAUGGCCAAUCGCAGCGAAGAGCGGGUGGAGCGAAUCGAGGCGAUCGGGCGGCAAUUGAUCGAAGCGCACAUAAUGCCCGGCUGGAUCCAACACGAGCUGGACACCAUAACGGCUCGAUGGAACACCCUGCGGGAGCAGGCAGCGGCCCGCGCCAGUGAAUUGGAGGCGGCGGCGAGCGAGGCGGCUCGCAGUGAAGUCGCCCUGGACAACCUUCACCAAUGGGCCGGGGCAGUGCGACGCACGACGCCGCCCACACGCCUGGCAGCCGAAUUGCUCGUGCACCGACAGGCACUGGUUACUGUUCAGGCACAAGUGGAAGUGCAUCGUGAUGCCGGCCGACAAGAAGCCGCGAGCCGACUCUUCGAUCAGUUAAAACUGGCUCAGGGUAAACUGGAUGAAAUAGAAGAGCAGUUCUUAAACCCAAGACAGGAAGAAACGCCAGCUCGUGUUGAGGAGAAGGUUGAAGAAGAAGCGGAAUGCUCGCGCGUUGCGGCCCGGCUGGAGGCUGCUUCAUCGGCACUGCGUGAAGUACAGCAAGAUGCAGCUGAAUUGGCGCUCACCGGUGCAGAGCCGGAUGCUGUACGAGCGCAGCUGAGGAGGUGCCUGAGGUUCUACAGAACUCUGAGCGAGAUAAAAUCCGAAGUUGAAUCUAUCAUUAAAACGGGACGAAAAAUGGUCGAAGAGAAAGCUGUCCCCGAACCGAACGAAUUUUCCAAAAAGAUAGACACAUUAAAAGAACUGUACAACAAACUCGGUGCUCACGUGACGGAGUCUAAGACGAGACUGGAGACGGCACUGUUAUCCGCCAGAGAGAUACAAAACGACCUACAAACCGUGACAAACUGGCUACAGGGUCUCAGCCACGUCGGCCAGCAGACCCUCGAGCUGGAAAUGUCUCGGAUGGAAGCCAUAAAGGACAAGCUGAACGGGAACUACGUGCAAUUUACGCAGAUAUGUGACCCAGUUUACCUAGAGAACCUGCGCGAUCAAAUCGAGGAAAUCAACAACCGCUGGACCCAGUUGAAGCGGCAUGGUCUCUCCAAGCGUGACGUAGACGCGGAAACAAUGCAAAAAUAUCUCAACGAUGUUGAACGCCAACUUGACGGUUCAGAACCCUUAUCCGCUACUAAACUCAGUCAAAUAAGUAGUCAUUUGCGAGCGAAGGCUACCGACGUCGAGGCUUUGGACAACAAGGCGCUAAGCAACCACUGGACGAAGAUCACAGAAAAAGUCGCUGCUAAACAGUCUAAAGAUGACGUUAUUGUUGAAUAUGAGAACGUAACAGACACUAUCAAGAGACGCCUAGAGAGUCCGAUUAAUUCUCCCGAUGUCGAAAGACCCGAGUUCAAGAAGUCUAAAAUACCCCUGGCUUUGAAAAGCCCAGUUCCUGUUAAAAAAGAGAUUCAAGAAGGUGGAAACAGAAGUAGGGGAUCGUCUUUAGAGAGGAGAGUCAAAAAAGAUGACAGCUCGAUGUCAGAAAGUAUUAUAAGCACCAUGUCAGUGGAUUCCAUUGAAGGUUCUAUUUCAGCAUCACCUUCUUUGCCUUCCACGCCUGGAACGCCGAAAAAAGACAGUAGCACAUUUAAUUUGUUAAAGGAUAGUGACUUAUUUACUCAAAUAUCUAAAAAUAGAAUCGAGACUAAACCUGCUGUAGAAAUAAAAAAAUCAAAAGACUCGUGCCAAGUAGUUGCAGUAACAGAACAUGAAAUCAUGAAGUCUACGGUCAGUCCUAUAGAGCCAAUGGAAAUUUACCCGUCAGAUACAGUCGAAACAGUCGUCGAGUUUAUACCCCAGACUGUGGAGACAGUCGAAAUCAUUUAUGACACCGAGGGCGAGUCUGCCGGAGACUCGGAUGAUGAAAAGUUUGAUAAUGAAAAAGAUCACGGUCGUCGCUCAGUUGACUUAGGUUCUGAGCCGAAAACCUUUGUCGUCGAAGUUAGGAAAUUCGACGAACGUAUGAAACCGACUUUAGGAAUUUUGAAACAUAGAAGUAGUAGCGAAGAGAAAAAGAAGACUGUUACUGUCAACGAAAUUCCCGACUUAAUUCCGAGCAACGACAACGAUGUCUCAAUGAAGACGCCACCGCCGACACCGAUGGACGAAUCGGAAGCGCAGGAAUGUCCACUUUUGUACGACUUAGUGUUACGUCAGAAAGAAGCGCAGAAGAAUUUGAUGCGGGACGAAGUCAACGAGUACCUGAUACUUGACGAAGUACCGAAAGAGCUGGCUGCUCUGCCGGAGCCAUCAGCCACGGAAACAAUGUCCGGGGAGGCUGCAACAGUGGUAUCGAAUAAAGGGGAUGACAACAAUUCCACCGAACAAGCAGCAACGGUCGAAAAACCCGUCGUUAAUGAAGAUGAUGUUAUCUAUUCCGAAGUUGAAGAUAUGAACUUGCAACAGGUGCGUCUAAGCUCUGCUGAUUUCGAAGAAAAACGCCCUAAAGCGACAUCGACUCCCAUUAAAGAGGAGAAAAAACCACCAGUACAGGUCGUGGCCAUGUCGCCGAAGAGUCAAGAGAAUCAAGACUCGUCUUUUGCGACCGAAAUCGUAACUAGCGAAAAAUAUCAGAGGACCGACGAUUACGCGCAGGUUUCAGAGAAGAGUGAACCUGAGGUGGAAUGCGAAGAAGUGCCAACGUGCAUCCGGUCACGGUUCGGAUCUGCUUGCGAUGGAGCCUUGGAGCAAUUCGAAUUGGAUGCGCAAAAGAUGGCGCGCCGACUUCACGUUAUGUUACUUACGCUUGGCGGCGUGAGCUGCGAACGCGACCCUGCUAAGAGGCUAGAGAUCCUGAAGAAUCAGUUGGGGGCGAUAGCACCAGACGCUGCUGCACUAAUAUCCCGCGGCGACAGUUUGGUAUACGAGACGCACGCGCAUGAUCCAGCGCUAGCGGCGCAUUUACAAGCUCAUUUGACGGAUCGUCUGCGCGACAAGUGGGCGCUUGUAAUAUCCGAGAUUGAGUUGAAACGCAACGCUGCGAUAAAGGCCGAAGACGAUGUUAAGGAACUGACUGUGGUAAUUGACCGGUUGCGAAGCUGGCUGAAGGAUUUCCACGCGGACACCAAUCGAACGGACAUAGCUGACGCAGAGAACGACUACGAGCGCGUGCAAGAGUUGGUGCGAGACUUGCGCGCUCAGAAGGUGGCCUUCCCAGAACGGGCGGCCGCUGAUGUCACGACGGCCUUCUGUUGUGCUCGGGACAAGUAUGAAACGACGAUUAAGAAGGAUAAGAAGGGAAAGCAGGAUACCGAGAGUGCCGAUGCAGUGACGCGAAUCAAUCGUGCGCGCGAGCUCGUAGCGAGUGUGUCGGCGGCUUUGCGAUCGCAUCCUCUGGGAGGACGAGACUUUGACGAUUUUCCGUUGCAGGAGGAUGCUCUUGCUCGAAUAAAAUCAUCGAUGGCCGAAGCCAAUAUCGCGGUCGAGGAAGCGGAAAACGCACGCCGAAGAUGUGCAGCAGAGCGGGUGCGGCGCGUUGCGGACAAAUUGCGUGACGAGUGGGCCGCAUUGCAGAGCGGCUAUCAAGAUAGAUACGAAAGAUGGAGCAAUUGUCAAAGCAAAUGGGCGCGACUGUACGCGGCGCUGGAGAGUGGAGGCGAGAAACUUGACGCCAUAGAACAAGAGUUAGAUGAACAGCCCACAGAUAUUGAGAAAUUGAAGCAACUGCAAGAACGGGUGUGUGAGGCGACGCGCGGUGCUUCCGAGACACAUGCGUUGGGACGUGGGGUGGUCCGCGCGUGUAGUGGGGCGCUGGCGCGAGACAUUCUAGAGCAGCUGGAUGCGGUUCGGCAGCGGGCAGGAGCAGCACAACAGCGUGUGUCGCGCGCGCUCUGUGUCGGUCGCGCGUCGCACGCGGUUCGGGAGGUGAAAGCCUUGCUGCUGUCCAGCUCUGCCAACCCCUCCGAUCGCACCACCCUCGCCGUCCGGCUUUCUCUAGUCAAGGCUCGUGAAGAAGAGUUAGCUGCUAGCGCGCGGGAGUUGCAAUCUGACAACGACAGAAGUCGCGCUCUCACUACUGAUUUGCAGCAGGCCCAAGAAAAGUUGUCGGCUCACGGUGAAUACGUACGCAGCAAGCUGGCGGCGUUGGACAAGUAUACUGCGCGCCUGGAGGCGGCGCUGACCUGGGCGAUGGAGACCAGGGCACGCCUGGCGUUGCCCAAGGACUUGGCUGAUGCCAGGCCGGACGAUAUACUGACGUCGAUAAACGAGCACGAGACAGAAAUGCGAGAGGUGUUAGAAAACUACAAAAACUUGGAGCGUGAAUGUGCAGCUGCUCGCCAAACGGUCUCUCCUGAGCUCAGAGAACGUGUGUUGCGCCUGCGCACCGAUUGGGACCACAUCCGCGCCUGCGCAGACAACGAAAGAGGCAGUCGCGGGGGUUCCCGGCGUCGUUCUUCGCAGGGCCCGCCAGCUUCGGCGGCUCUGCUGGCCACCUUCGAUACUAGUGUGCAGCAGAUCCGCGAUUGGGUGUCCGUUGAAGUGGAUAUGUUGCGGGCCCAGCCGGUCGCUGUGGGCGACGUUGAUGACAUUCUACAGCAGCUUGAUAAACAGAAGGGUGUGCUGCGAGAGCUGGAACAGAAGAAACCACAGCUUGAUGAACUCCUCCACACGGCGGAAAGCCUUAAAGGCACGGAAAACAGACAACAGCUUCAUGGGAAAGGUGAGUUUUAG
This is a messenger RNA of Leptosia nina, 8430 nucleotides long. The record is from the annotation of a GenBank genome assembly. Lineage: Eukaryota; Metazoa; Arthropoda; Insecta; Lepidoptera; Pieridae.